AAUCAAGAAAUUCCAUUCGGUAAUUGUAAAAUUUAAUCGUCAAUCCUUGUAGGUUUCCUACUGUCUUUUUAUCUCAUAUUCCACAAAUUAUUAUUAAUAUAUUUAUAUCAUUUUAUCCAUUUUCGUCUCCACCUUUCAUUAAUUAUCCAAGUUCGGUGACACUACUUUUGAUCAUACCUUAUUGUCAUUGACUUACUCUCUAUCGCCAAUGGUAUAUGAUAAUUGACUGUCUUCUAAUCAUAGAGGGUUUAGCAAAGAAAGAGAUUCAUUUUUGCUGUUUUCUUGACUAAAUUUGCUUUGAAAGUGAUCUUAAUUUCCAUACUUUUACAAAUACAAACAGUACCCACGGAGGAUAAGAGAAGUAUCAUCUUAUCAAUUGCCUCAUCACUUGAUCACACCAGCUAUUUUCCCCCCAACAUCUUUGUACUUCACAAGGAGCCAAGGGGAUUAAUUUUCAGCUCAUCUUUCUGAAUAUAAUUUGGAAAAGAAACCCAGGAAGGAGGCCUAAUAAAUAUGGAGUUUUUAGUGCCACUGUUUGAAGUGAUAAAGUGUUUGGGGGGACCAACCAGUAGAUAUUUAAAUCAACACCGAAAACUCGAAGAAAAUGUUAAUGACCUUAGAAGAAAAGUGAACGAUUUAAAUAUCCGAAAGCAAGACCUCGAACUAAAAAAGGAAGCAGAGAUUCGUUGCAGAAAAGUGGUGAAGAAAGAAGUGGAGAAGUGGUUUGAAACUGUCCGAAGCACAAAUGUUGAAAUGGAGAAGAUAGAAAUGAAGUUUCGUGUUGUUUCAUACUUCUCUCGUGCACGCCUAGGGAGAUUUGUUUGCAGAAAGAUUGAAGAAGUUGAGAGAAUUUACCAACAAGGCAGUUUCCCGGAAGGUGUGGCAGUUGAUGGUCCUCCAGCCACUGGAGUGACAUUGCUAACAACAGAUUUAGAAGGCCGAAUGGAUGUAAAAGAACAAAUUUGUGAGUAUCUGAGGGGCGAUGACGUUGGAAUGAUCGGUGUAUGCGGAAUGGGUGGCAUAGGCAAAACCACCAUCAUGAAGCAUAUCAACAAUCAAUUGUUAAAGGAAAAUCAGUUUGAUGCAGUGAUUUGGUUGACGGUAUCCAGAGAAUUCAAUGUUGUAAAAUUACAAGAAGAUCUUGCAUGUGCUUUGGACCACAGUCUUCCUAAAAAUAAAUUGGAGUGGCCAACUGUACUAAUGGAAAUCUUGGAGAGAAAGAGAUUUGUGCUGAUCUUAGAUGAUGUUUGGGAAAAGUUUGCUCUCUCGGAUGUGGGAAUCCCUGAACCAGCAUCACAUAAUGGGAGCAAACUGGUAAUCACUAGUAGAUCAAUCGAGGUGUGCAAUUCCAUGGGUUGCAAGGUGUUUAAAGUACAGCCUCUUUCACAAGCGGAAUCCUGGAACUUAUUUUUGCGUCAGGUGGGGGAUGGUGUUCUACAAUAUCCAACUUUAAAAAAACAUGUGAACCUUAUUGUUGGCGAAUGUGGUGGUCUACCACUUGCUAUCGUAACUAUAGCUAGUAGCAUGAAAGGUGUGGAUGAUGCCUUUGAGUGGAAGAAUGCACUAAAUGAACUACGUGAAAGGGUUACAAGUGUGAAAGGAUCCGAUACCAUAAUAUUUGAGCACCUGAAAUUCAGCUAUGAUCGUUUGAGAGAUUCAAAAAUCCAAAAUUGCUUCUUAUAUUGCUCCUUGUAUCCUGAGGAUUAUCACAUUGAAAAGGAGGGGUUGAUUGAAAAUUGGAUAGAUGAAGAACUCAUUGAUGAAUUAGAGAAUAGACAGGCAAUGCAUGACAGAGGUCAUACUGUUCUAAAUAAGCUUGUAAAUAAUUGCUUGUUAGAGAAGGUAAUGAUUGACAAUGUUAAGGAAGGAGUGAAGAUGCAUGAUGUUGUGAGAGACAUGGCAUUGUCUAUCAAAAGAGGUGAUCACUUUAUGGUAAAAGCUGGUACUGAAUUGGAGAAAAUACCAAGUGAGCAUAAAUGGAAGGAAUCUCUUGAGAAGGUUUCCUUGAUGAAUAAUUCAAUAUCAGAAGUUCUUAUGAUAUCACCAAAAUGCCCUAAUUUGUCAACCUUGUUAUUGCAAAAAAAUUAUUACCUUGAAAAGAUUUUAGGAUCUUUCUUUGAGCACAUGCAUAAGAUAAAGGUUCUAGAUCUUUCUCAUACUGGAAUUUGGGAUCUGCCAAAUUCCAUUUCCACCUUGACAAGUCUUACUGCACUUAUACUUAGACAGUGCCGCCAGUUAAGACACAUGCCCUCAUUAGCAAAGCUCACAGCAUUGAGGAAGUUGGAUCUUUUUAAUACAGAUAUUAAGGAAGUCCCUCAUGGUAUAGAAAUGCUAGAAAACCUCACAUAUCUCAAUUUAUAUGCAAGUGGUCUAAAGAAUCUACCAAUGGGAAUAAUAUCAAGGUUUUCUAAACUCCAAGUCUUGAAAGCUUGGUUGAAUUUAAAUGGAGAGGAAGCAGCCAAACUCAGAAAGCUGGAGAUUCUUUUAGGAGCUUUUCAUGUGCUGCAAGACUUUGAAGGAUAUGCCGAGUCUUUAUUGAGUCAAUGGCCAACCAAUUACUGGCUUCGAGUUGGAUCACCUAAGACAGGCUACUUGGAGAACCUUCGUAGGUUUGAUAACCUUGAGGAUGUUGAAAUUGACAAAGGGGUCUGUUUUAUUAAUUGCAAGAUGGGGAAUGAAGAUUUUGUGGUGCUCCCAAAAGACACAAAGACACUUACUGUUGAGCACUGUCGAAAUCUCAAAAGUUUGAGCAAUAUUUCUUUGUUCUGUGAAGCAAAUGAGUUGAAGACAUGUACCAUUAGUUGGUGUGAAGAGAUAGAGUGCGUGGUUGAUUUGUCAUUAUCGUCUUGCAACUCAUUGCAGAACAUUGAGAUUCUUCGUCUUAGAAACUUGUGGAACCUAAAUGAACUUGUAAGAGUAGCAGCAGUUGCAUCUACAUCUCACACUCCAACACCACCUGGCAUCUUCACUUCUCUUAAAGAAUUCUAUCUGAUUGAUUGUUCUAGCAUAAAGAAAUUGUUUCCAGUUCAUCUAUUGCAGGGCUUCCAACACUUGGAGUAUAUUGAAGUUAAGCACUGUAAAAAGCUGGAGAAAAUAAUUGCAGAAGAAGAUGAAAAAAAUCAAAAUGUAGACAGAAGGGGUUCUAUAACAACAUUUGCUUUUCCCAAGUUAAAGACAUUGCACUUGAUCAAAUUACCAGAAUUGAAAAGCAUUUGUAGUAGCGGAGUUAGAAUCCCUUCCGAGUCUCUCAAAUAUCUUUCAAUAAUAAAUUGCUCAAAGAUAAGGAAGAUCCCUUUUUCGAUACCCCUGCUUGGAACUGGGCAACCAUCUCCUCUUUCUCUCGAGUUAGGCUAUGUUCAUCCAAAAAAAUGGUGGAAAUUAGUGGAAUUUGAUGAUCCCAAUGCCAAGGAUAUCCUCUCAUCUCUCGUUUUAGAUUAUUCUUCAGAAGAGGAUGAAGAGUAAGAGCCUGAUGAUAGUGAUCAAUAGUAGGUACCUUCUUUUUCUUCUUUUUUGCUUUGGGGGAUAGAUUGUGUAUUAUCCAAGAAACCAUAGUUCUACUACCUGUAAAUUCCUGUACAAUUAUGGGAUUUUGCAGUGACAUCUGUAUCUACCUAUACAAUAUAGUUUCAUGAUUCAAUGGGGCUUCUGCUAAUGCUCUGCUUUGACAUUUCUGGACCCUGCUAAUCUUAGCCUGACUGCUUCCUUGAUGCUGUUUAGGAUCUACAAACUAAAUGAAAAAGAUUGCUGGAAAA
Molecule: messenger RNA, 3752 nt
Organism: Gossypium arboreum
Lineage: Eukaryota; Viridiplantae; Streptophyta; Magnoliopsida; Malvales; Malvaceae
Product: probable disease resistance protein At1g61300
Exons: 3
Coding region: 514-3462 (982 amino acids)
Molecular function (GO): protein binding; ADP binding
Source: RefSeq, a predicted model, not a curated record